AUGGGACACAGUACCUACACCAAGCAGACGCCGGCCAGGGACGAUCAGCGCGCGUCCCGAAUGGUUGGAUUCAUCCCGCAGCGCUGGCAAUGGGCCGCCGAUGCGGCCACCUCCAUCGCCUUGGCCCUGCCCGGGUCGGCAAUCCUCACCGGCCCGCUGACGGCGUUUUUACCUGCUUUCCAGCUGGGGCCGUUCGAGGAACCAGAGGAUCUUGAUGGGGAAGAAGAGGCCGCCGACCCGGUGGACGUGACGGGAACGGGAAUGGUCUGGGUACCUGGGCAGCCCCGUCCAGAGCAGUUGUCCAGGCCGGAUGUACAUACGGCAGAACUUGUUUUUGGACAGGGGAAGGGACUGGUCUCGUUGAUGGGUUCGUUCCCGGCCGUGCCGGAGCCGGUUACCAAAGGUUCUGGGAUCAACUGGAAAUCGGCCAGGCAAGGUCUCGAUCUUUUGCUCAACUCCAUCCGAGAGCAUAUCGAUCAGAAACAGCAGCAGCAGCAGCACCAGCAGCAAAAGACAGACAGAAAAAACCGCAACCCAGUCGAGGACUGCGAUUCCUACUUUGAACGGUCCACCUACCUCAAUGGCACCCAACACAUCCUCCGGGGCUUACCCCGCGACCUUGACAACAACGAGGCCGCUGUCCUGCACCGCGCCAUGCCAGCCACCCUCGCAGACAGAUUCGAACACGUAGCCAACGCCAGCAACGGGAAAAAGCGGCCCCUACAGCUCCGCGAGCGCGGCUUCGUGCACACUUGCGUCUUCCUCGCCAUCUGCUUGCUCUCAAUGGCCGGCGCCUGGUUCCUCCCGCGCCUGGCCGCGUUGGGCAGCCAGCUUGUGCAGGCUGAGCAGGAACACAAGUAUCUCCCGCAGCUGGUGAUGGCGGUGACGGGGUUUUUGCAGACUCUGGGCGCGGCGUUCCGCUGGCUGGGGGGUACCUGGCCGGGUCAGUUGAUUGCGGCCGUGUCGGCGCAUGCUGGGCGCGGGGUGCGGAGCGCGCUGUUUGCGUUUGGGGAGCGGAUUGUGGAGGAGAAUCCGGAGAGUGAGGUUGUGGCGCGGGCUGCGGCUGUGUCGGGGAUGGCGGAGAGGGAUGGUGAAAAGCCGAGGAAGAAGAAUCGGUUUGUAUAG
This is a messenger RNA of Dichotomopilus funicola, 1125 nucleotides long. RefSeq lists its product as uncharacterized. The record is from RefSeq and is a predicted model, not a curated record. The transcript has 2 exons. Bases 1 to 1125 code for a protein of 374 amino acids. Lineage: Eukaryota; Fungi; Ascomycota; Sordariomycetes; Sordariales; Chaetomiaceae.